AUGUCUAGGGGAAUUAUGUCGAACUCUCCACAUUCUACUGGUACUGCUGGAACAAAGAGGCACCAAGCAAAGCCUAAAAGCAGAAAUGAGAAUAUAAUUGAGGAGAGCAAUGUUACCACCAAUAUUGGUCACAAUGCCAUUGGCUGCAAGAGACCAAAAAGAGAAGUUGCCCGUUCGAAUUUCAGUGAGAAGGCAUUUGACUUAUCUGAAGAAGAUUCACUUGUCACACCCAAGGAAAUCAGAAUUGAGGAGGAAACAGAGGCAGUUAGGUACAAGUUACGCCAACCAACGAAGCAGUAUGCGCCAUGGUGUGACACUCGUGCUUCAAAACUUUCUUUCGCUGAUGUUACCAAGAGAGUAGCAGAAUUUGAGAGAGGGCACCAUGCAUUCAUUUCAAAAGAUGCAACACUUGUUGAAAGAUAUGUUGUGGUGCAUGGACAGAUAAUCCUUCAACAGUUCGCAAAUUAUCCAGAUGAGUACAUUCGAUGGUGCGCCUUCAUCACAGGCCUUGUCAAGAAGAUGGAAGAAAGAGGUCACACGAAGCUAGCAAUGAAGAAGAAAUCUCAAGUUGUGAGAGGAGGGAAUCUGAACCCAAUUGCAAAAAUGACCCCAGUAUCAAAACAAAAUCUUAUGCGUGCGACAACCACAAAGUUGGUCAGCAGGAUAUGGGGUGAUUACUAUACAACCCAUUUCCCAGAGGAUUCAAAGGAGGGUGAGAAUGAUGAGCAAAAGGUAUUUGAGGAGGAACAGGAAGAAAAUGAAGAAGAUGAUGCUGAAGGAGAGGUUGAAGUUGGCGAGGAACAUGUUUCGAGGACCUUGCCACCAACAAGGUCUAGAGUGACAUCAUUAGAUGUUUGUGAAGAAAUAAAAUGGGAAGGUCAAAUGGUUGGAAAAACACCUGCUGGAGAAGCUCUGUACAGAAGUGUUAGAGUUGGAGAUCUAAGUAUUCCUGUUGGUGGGGCAGUCACAUUGGAAGGUGAUUCAGGAGAAGCCAUUAUGUGUUCUGUUGAGUAUAUGUAUGAGACACAUGAUGGCACACAAAUGAUUCAUGGAAGAGUUCUGCAAAAUGGUUCGGACACUGUCCUCGGCAACGCCGCAAACGAAAGAGAGGUGUUCUUUACCAAUGACUGUUUACAGUUCAAAGUAGGUGACAUGAGAGAAUCAGUUACUGUCAACUUCCAGCUAAUUCCCUGGGGUCACAAGUGCAGAAAAGACCAGUUGGAAGCUAUUAGGGCGGAGAAGGCCAAUGCAGAGGAUAGGAAGAAGAAAGGUUUGCCGGUGGAGUAUAUCUGCAAAAGCCUAUACUGUCCUGAGAAAGGUGCCUUUUUCUCCCUCCCUUAUGAGAAAAUGGGUAAUGGAACUGGCACUUGUAGUUCCUGUGAGGAGCGAGUAGCGGUUGGUGAUGAAUUCAAAAUACUGUCAGAGACCAGCUUUGUCCUCAAGAAUGUCACAUACAAUGUUCAUGACUUCCUGUAUAUCAGGCCCGAGUUUUUCCCUCAAGUCGAGGGCCGUGGGACCUACCGGGCUGGAAGAAAUGUGCGCCUGAAGCCCUAUGUGCCAAUGGGCAGGGUCGGCAUGUGCUUCCACCCUGAUCAGGACAGGAUCAUCACUGUUCGUGAAUGUGCGCGAUCCCAGGGCUUCCCUGAUGGCUACCAUUUCGUUGGCAACAUCCGGAGCAAGCACAGGCAGAUCGGGAAUGCGGUCACGGAGACUAGUUCUUGCGGCAAGCAGCGGUGA
Triticum dicoccoides is the source of this 1737-nucleotide messenger RNA. RefSeq names its product DNA (cytosine-5)-methyltransferase 1A-like. The transcript is spliced from 8 exons. Bases 1 to 1737 code for a protein of 578 amino acids. The record is from RefSeq and is a predicted model, not a curated record. Gene Ontology annotation, biological process: negative regulation of gene expression via chromosomal CpG island methylation. Gene Ontology annotation, cellular component: nucleus. NCBI's taxonomy places the organism in Eukaryota, Viridiplantae, Streptophyta, Magnoliopsida, Poales, Poaceae. Gene Ontology annotation, molecular function: chromatin binding; DNA binding; DNA (cytosine-5-)-methyltransferase activity.